AUGCCCAUACGAGUCAAGUCGCGGCCGACGCAGCUGGCGGAUGCCGACAGCAGGCUGCGAUCACCAUCUCCCUUUUUGGGUGGCGGUCUUCGAUCUGGCGGCCAGCUGCCGGACGACAUGCCUGACAUAGGCUUGGAGGACAGUUUCCGUGUCGUCAUCAAGAAACUGUCUCUCUACAUCGCCGACGCGGUCGUUCUGCCAUGCACCUUUGAGCAGCUGCGCACCACCUCGGCCGGGGACCGUCUCCGCACCCUCGUCACGCACCUCAGCAUCACGUGCGACAACCCGGCCAUUGUCAACGCCCUGCUGGCCCUCAAGUGGCACUACGGUGCGGCCGGUGGCGACCGCAGUUUGUGUGAGGCUCGCGCCAACGCCUGCGAGAUUGUCGCCUGGCGGUUCUUGACACACCUGAGCGAGCGCGAGGCCGUGGAUUUCUGUCUGUACGAGAUUCCAGGCACCAGCAAGGCGCCUGGUGGAGUUGCCGCUGCGUCUGCGGCCGCCAUUGGGGUCCAGGCCCCGAGUGGCAACGGCGAUGAAGAGGUUGGCAGCCAUGGUAGUCUGCCGCGGGUCAGCGGCGCCAUCGACGAGUCGUCGCCGCUGCUCGGCCGGAUCUGGACGUCAGCCACGUCGGACCACGACCGGGCGGCGAAACGGCGUUCUCGUCCUCGUGCUGGCAACCAGCGGUAUCAACUGUUGCAGUCCAUCUCCCGGCUCACCAUGUCGAUGCAUCACGAUCACCAUGAUAGCUCAGACUCGGACUGUGACAGCGAGGAUGGCGAAGACGGCGAGCAUCGUCACCAUCGCCACCGUGAUGGAGACGAUUGUGAUGACGAUGAGGAGGACCCGACGGCGCCCUUUGUUAAUCUCAACGCCCUCGAGAUUGCUGCCGUCGCCGACGCCAAGCGUUUCCUCAGCCAAAACGUGGUUCAGAAGAUUAUUACGGGCAUCUGGAACGGCGACAUUGUCUUCUGGGACCGCCUGGAAGUGGAUGCCGUCAAGAAACCCCGUUUCUACAACUCGCACACCGCCGAUCCGUUUGCCCGGCUGCGCGUGCCCAAGUACCUCAAGAUCUUCGAGGCCAUGUACUUCUUGGCGUUCCUGGCCAUCUUCUACCUGACCCUGCUGGAGCGCAACCCCUUCAAGGUCGGCCCCGCCGAAGUGCUCUUCUAUUUCUUCCUGGCCGCCUUUGCCUACGACGAGCUAAGCGAGUGGAUCGAUGCCGGCUCGCUGUUCUAUGUCUACGACUUUUGGAAUGUCUUUGACCUCAUCAUGAUCUGUAUCGGUUUCCUUUUUGUUGUUUUACGUAUGGCAACCCUUUUUCACCCCCUUCUGUUGUUCGCCCUUUAUGUUCGCCGCGCUGACUGUACAGGCACCAUCGGUCUAUCACGUAACAGCGAGUACCUCAUCGACCUGUCAUUUGACAUUCUCUCGCUUGAGGCACUCUUCAUGGUCCCGCGCAUCAGCUCGAUCCUCAGUCUGAGUCCCUACUGGGGUACCCUCAUCCCCUGCUUCAAGGAGAUGACCAAGGACUUUGUCAAGUUCAUGGUCCUCGUUGUCAUCAUCUACCUCGGCUUUCUGACCACCUUCUCGCUCCUCGGCCGUACCCUCUUCACGCUGCCGCAUAUGACGAUGGUUCUCACCAAGAUUUUCUUUGGGUCCAGCUACGUCGGCUUCGACAUCAUGGACGACAUCGACCCCGUCUUUGGUCCGCCGCUCAUGCUCGUCUUCGUGACCCUCAGCUCCAUUCUGCUCAUGGGCUCCCUCACGGGUAUGCUGAGCAACAGCUUCAGCCGCGUCAUGGGCCACGCCCGCGAGGAGUAUCUGUACGUGUACUCCAUCUACGUCCUCGAGGCCUCCACCAGCAACCGUCUCACCCACUUUUAUCCGCCCUUCAACCUCAUCGCCCUCGUCAUCUUCCGGCCGCUGCGUCUCUUCUUGCCGUCCGACCACAAGUUCCGCGCUGCCCGCAUCGCCCUCCUCAAGGCCACGCAUCUGCCCAUUGUCGGCACCAUCCAGCUCUAUGAGCUCGUUCGCGGCAAGAUCCAAGACGCCAGCGACGAGUACUCUGCCAUCCACGGUCCACCGGGUCGCCAACAAACGCCUGCCAACUUUGGAGCCAGAACACACCAAGGCGGUGGUGGUGGUAGUGCUUCAGGCAGGAGUGGUGCCACGUCGUCGGUUACUGCGGGCGCAUUGGUGACUCCUAAGAAGACGCUUGUUCGCCCACCGCUCGGCCAGCGGCCGUCGUCGUCGUCGUUCCGCCACCAGCAACAACGACAACAGGACACUGGAUCACCUGCACGACCCCUGAGCACAUCCGAAUACGUGCCGCGUCUCGCGCAGUCUCGUGAGGGUUUGGUGACGGCGGGUGCAGCAGCAGCGACCGCUGAUGAAGACACUGCGAUCGAUGUGCCGACGGACGUCGAGGUCCGCAUCGCCGAACUGUCGAGCAAGAUUGACAAGCUGACGGAGCUGGUUCUGCAGAUGCAGAUGGCGCAGAACAGCAGUGCGAAGUAG
Messenger RNA from Sporothrix schenckii 1099-18, 2517 nucleotides. Its product is annotated as receptor-activated Ca2+-permeable cation channel. The record is from RefSeq and is a predicted model, not a curated record. The transcript has a single exon. The coding region runs from base 1 to 2517 and encodes 838 amino acids. Lineage: Eukaryota; Fungi; Ascomycota; Sordariomycetes; Ophiostomatales; Ophiostomataceae.